This is a messenger RNA of Thlaspi arvense, 693 nucleotides long. The record is from the annotation of a GenBank genome assembly. NCBI's taxonomy places the organism in Eukaryota, Viridiplantae, Streptophyta, Magnoliopsida, Brassicales, Brassicaceae.
AUGGGGAUUAUAGGAUCGUUGAAGGACUCUCUUAGAAAGAUUUUGGUAAGAGCUGAAUUCGAUGAAUACUUGGACGAUAAAAACAUGCAUUGCACGGCUCGUAUAGCCGAGAUGUUGGAUAACUUUUCGAGGAAGCUUCAAAAGAGUGCAGAAAAUAACUUCACAGAGGACUUUCUAUUGGAAGAGAUUAAGGUUCUGGAAGAAGCAAAAGGGAUUUGGCUCCCCAACUUCUUGCCCCGCCAAGCUUUCCGCACAAUGCUGCAAAGGAAACUUGACAAGAUAUCACAUUUGCCCUUAGAAUUCAUGGGAGAAGUAUGGGAUUACAUUGAAACUGUUGUCAUAAUUGUUUUGAAGCACCAUUCAAAGGAAUACCCACAACUUCAAUCUUCCAUGACAAGAGCAGUGAAAAACCUUGUUGAGAAGAUGAAGGAAAAGGCGUUUGAUCAAGUGACAGAGAUGAUAAAAAUGGAGAAGGUGACAGACUAUACUUGUGAUGAAGAGUACAUGGAGGUUUGGGGAAAACUUAUGGCUUCUCAAAAUGAAUUUACGUGGGUCACGAAUGAUCUGGCAAUUACGGGGGUCAUGAAAUAUCCCGCUGUGCCGUCAAAUUUGAAAAUUGAGGGUUUCGGGACAGUCGAAGUUAAGCAUUUGAUAAAUUAUCCUAGUAGUAUCAGAGAUCAGGCUUUGAUUUGA